UUAAAAGGCAUUAAUUCUGUCUCACGUCUCAGGUCGUGUACUAGUCACUGUACAGUACACGGACUGAGAAGGAGCAACGCUAUAGUGACCAGUGUGCGAUGAGUGCGAACAGUUUAUCAGAUUAUUUUUUUUUCGCGGCCCCGGGAUCAUGAUGAUCGGUUUUGUUAUAUCAUAUUAUUAUUAUGAUUAUUAUUGUAGUGAUCGCGAACCCUAUGCUCAAGAGUCCGGUAGAAUAUUAUCGAGAGCGUUAAGAUGGAGUAGAUGACUCAGUAAUAGCGACAGAAAUGGCCGGCCCGUGAACAAACUGUUUUGAAUAAGGCCGAACUCCUUGAGGCUGCAAGUGACAUAUUAGCCGAACAAUCGAGAUCACCUAAAUCCGCCGUCGACGAGACUUCGUCGCUUUUAAUGGUUGAGAGCGGUAACAUGGCCAAAGAAAAAUGGAAGUCAGAUUGUGUAAAUAUUCGGUCAAAUGGCAGAACCGAACAGAUAAAAAGAGAAAAUGCCGAGCACAGACUUAGCAUAUUGUCCAUUGUCUAUAAUCCAACUGCUCAUCCUACUUCUUAUUUAGAUACACUGGUAAACAUGUUGAAAGGAAAUGUUGGAUGUGGAAUUUUAGCUAUGGGAGACGCAUUUAAAAACGGAGGAUUAUUUUUAUCACCAGUUUUGACGUUUAUCAUUGGAAUCAUUUGUGUUUACAAUCAACACGUAUUAGUGCAGUGUUCAAAAAGCGUUAAACAAAAACUUAAAUUACAACAUAAUCCACAAUUUGCCGAGACAGUAGAAUUAUCUUUUGAAACUGGACCACAGCGAUUUCAAAGUUACUCAGUUUUUUUUCGGAAUAGUGUGAAUAGUUUUAUAGUCAUAACUCAGUUGGGAUUUUGUUGUGUUUAUAUUCUAUUUGUAUCAAAAUCUAUUCAGCAGAUGUUGAGCUGGUAUAACAUACAAUUAGACGUACACGUCAGUAUAUUAAUAUCGAUGGUGCCUAUAAUGAUUUCAUCGCUCAUCAGAAGUUUAAAAUUCAUUGCCCGGUUGUCUGCAAUAGCAAAUGUGUGUAUGCUUGUGGGCCUGGUUGUAAUUUUGUACUAUUGUACCGUUGAUUUACCGCCAUUGUCUUCAAGAUCUGCCAUUGCUCAUUGGACGACAAUACCUCUAUAUUUCGGCACCAGUAUCUUUUCAUUCGAAGGAAUUAGUUUGGUCUUACCAUUAGAGCAGGAAAUGAAAAAGCCAAAACAGUUCUCUACUGCGUUCGGAGUGCUAAACGUAGGCAUGGUUAUCGUUACGAGUCUCAUAGUUCUUACCGGUUUUAUGGGGUAUUGGAGAUUCGGAGACGCAGUGCGAGGCAGCCUCACUUUAAACUUGCCAGAAGAAUUUUUGUUGUCUAAAGUUGUCAUUUCGAGUAUGAUGUUCGGUAUCAUAUGCACAUAUACAUUGCAGUUCUACGUACCAGUGGAAAUCUUAUGGCCGAAAGUCGAGCAAAGAUUCGGACCUUUCAGAUCACCUUUACUGUGGGAUACGGGUUUACGUGUAGUACUGGUGCUCAUUACAUUCAUCGCAGCUGACGUGAUACCACACCUGAGCUUGUUCAUAUCGAUGAUGGGUGCCGUGGCCAGCACGUUUUUGGCGCUAAUAUUCCCGCCACUGUGCCACAUGGCCGUUACCAGUGCCGACGACGGCGGCAACGGCUACGGCUUGUUCAACUGGCGAUUGGCGAUGAACUGCGUCACGCUGGUAUUGGGCGCGCUCGGAUUCGUUACCGGUACGUACGCGAGUGUCUACGAGAUAUUUGGCGCGUUCCAGAAGGUGGCGAUCACCGCCGCCGUCACCAACACCACCGGCAACAACUACACCGCACCGGGAGUGCACUGACCGUCCACCCACGCAUCAUCAUCGGCGGCGUCGUGCGACACGUCAUCGUCGUUAUCGCGCAGACUGCGUUGCCACUUGCCGCCGAUAUUAUCGCGCUCGCCCACUCGCGUAUAUAACCCACCCACUCGUCCAUACGAACGCUAUACCUCGUGCGGAAGCUCAAAUAUUAUAAUAUAAUAUGUUUAAGCUUCGUAUUAAACCGCACGCGGGUAUAAUAAUAAUAUCAUACAAGUUAGUGUAUUAUAGUUAUGAUUGUACGAGACGUGGAUAUUUUAAUAAUAUAUUUUAUUAUAUUAUUACAACUUAUAAUUUUAUAAUUAUUUAUAUCUUACACUGUACCAAAUAUUGAAAUCCAUAGUUGGCUUUUCUAAACGAAAUCCUAUUGGACAUGUUUCGUAAAAAACAAUUUAUCAAACGAACGUUUUAAUACAAGAUCAAGACAUAGAAAAAACAUUGUUUAUAGGGUAAUUAAAAUACUAUGUAUAAUAAAAAAAUAUACAUUAUGUGUAUCAAUAUUUCAUUAUAUAAAGCCAUAAUAUAGGAGCCAAUUCAUGGAUAUCACUAACCGAAUUUGUAAGAGGACUUUUACAAUAUUAUUUACAAUUUACAAACACAGUUUACAAAUUUACACAGUCACACUAUGUAAUUAUAUAGAAUAUACGGGUAACAGUUGUAUACGAAGUAUUAUAUAUAGCUCUACGUGUUGUUCACUUUAAUAAUAUUGUUAAACUUGAUUUUUUUCUCUUUUUUUACGCUGUUUUCUACAAAUUGUUUUUAAGUUAACACUAUAUUUUGUAAUUAUAUACUCACGAUUUGAUAUAGCAACACAAACUAUUUUAAGUAAAUAACUGUAAUGCAUAUUACUAUUAGGUAUAUAAUAUUAUUAUACCCACUCGAAUCCAAUGUUUACUUUAUAUCUAAAAAACAAUUAGUCAUUGCUCAUAUUAUAAUAUAUAUAUAUAUAUAUAUAUAUAUAUACUUAUAAAUAUUUUUAUUUUUAUUUUAAACUGUAUUACAUAUUUUAUUUUAUUGAAUAGGUUUAACACUAAGAACAUUAAUUAGCUUUAACAUUAUAAUUUAGAAAUGACUUUGCAGUUUGCAUGACGUGUUAUAACACUUACCUAUAUUUUAGACUAAGUUGAUUUAUAUUACUCUUUUAUAUUAUUUAGAAUUUAUAUUAUCAUGUUAUUAUUUAUGAUUUACUGAAAAAAAAAAUUAAAUGAAUCUGUAUUUUCCUUAUAA
Molecule: messenger RNA, 3108 nt
Organism: Acyrthosiphon pisum (pea aphid)
Lineage: Eukaryota; Metazoa; Arthropoda; Insecta; Hemiptera; Aphididae
Gene: Sdi-1
Product: amino acid transporter
Exons: 9
Coding region: 406-1866 (486 amino acids)
Biological process (GO): amino acid transmembrane transport
Cellular component (GO): vacuolar membrane
Molecular function (GO): L-amino acid transmembrane transporter activity
Source: RefSeq, a predicted model, not a curated record